GUGAACUGGAUGGUCGCACCUGUAGCUCAAUCACUGCUAGUGAUAGUCCCUAGUUUAUUAAGGUUUAUGCAUCAAGGUUUAUUAAGUGUCAAUUUGUGCCAAAUAUUUAUGUAUGGGACCUUUUGCUCAACAUUUACACAUCAUCCUGUACAUUUCGUGCCAAAUAGACUGAACACCGUAUACAGUGAACACUAGUUCACUAUAAGCCUCAAUACUAGUGAUUAUAAUUCACUGCCAAACAAACUUCCAGAGCUUAACACCCGAUACAGUCAACUCCCGAUAGUGUGCACACAUUCACAGCUCAAUCCCAAGUCAUCGAUAGUGUGUAGACACGGAUCACACCAAUCUAAUGCCAACACAUCCCUGGGCGCUGGUGGAGGUGCUCCGAGAGCAUCAAUAUCGAGCCAACCCUGACAUCGACGGCUACCUCGAGGCUCGCCGACUGGCGAGUGCUGAGCACCGGGACGUCGACAUCACUGUCCGGCGUAUGUCUAUCAGCGCCGGCGCUUCAACCAUCGCUGAAACCUCCGGCACCGGCAGUAGUGGACAGCCUAUGGAAACAACUGGAGCG
This is a messenger RNA of Oppiella nova, 571 nucleotides long. Lineage: Eukaryota; Metazoa; Arthropoda; Arachnida; Sarcoptiformes; Oppiidae. The record is from the annotation of a GenBank genome assembly.